Ahaetulla prasina is the source of this 4133-nucleotide messenger RNA. It is a transcript of the gene PABPN1, whose product is annotated as poly(A) binding protein nuclear 1. Bases 8 to 781 code for a protein of 257 amino acids. The transcript is spliced from 6 exons. The record is from RefSeq and is a predicted model, not a curated record. Lineage: Eukaryota; Metazoa; Chordata; Lepidosauria; Squamata; Colubridae. Gene Ontology annotation, molecular function: RNA binding.
GGAGGAGAUGCUGAUCGAGGCGGCGGGCGGCGGAGGAGGCGGCGGCGGUGGCGGCGGGAGCAGAGGCGGCGGCGGCCCCAGGGGCGCCCUCACCUCCUCCUCCUCCUCCUCGCUGCCCUCCCGGGUCGGGCAAGCCGGCGUGGGCGCCCCCCACCACCACCCUCACCCCGAGGAGCUGGAGGAGGAGGCCGGCCUGGGCGAGGGCGACCCCGGCGACUCCGCCAUCGAGGACCCGGAGCUGGAAGCCAUUAAAGCCAGGGUACGAGAGAUGGAGGAAGAAGCCGAGAAGUUGAAAGAGUUGCAAAAUGAAGUGGAGAAACAAAUGAACAUGAGCCCCCCACCCGGCAACGCUGGCCCGGUCAUCAUGUCUUUAGAAGAAAAGAUGGAAGCCGACGCCAGAUCUAUAUACGUAGGAAAUGUAGAUUACGGGGCAACGGCAGAAGAAUUGGAAGCCCACUUCCACGGCUGUGGUUCCGUCAACCGUGUGACCAUCCUGUGUGACAAAUACACGGGCCAUCCCAAGGGGUUCGCCUACAUUGAAUUUUCCGACAAGGAAUCGGUGCGGACUUCCUUAGCGUUAGAUGAAUCCCUGUUCAGAGGGAGACAGAUCAAGGUGAUUCCCAAACGGACCAACCGGCCAGGCAUCAGCACGACAGACAGAGGCUUUCCCAGGACCCGGUACCGAGGGCGAGGCUCCGGCUACAGCAGUUCCAGGGCCCGUUUCUACAGUGGCUUCAGCAGCAGACCGCCCCGAGGGCGUGCUUACAGGUCUGACCCUUAAAAAGGGAUCGGCAUGUUGGGGAGGGUGUGUGUGUGUGUGUUGAUCCACAGUAGGCGGUCAGAGUCACGCUUGCCGAUGGCGAGGUAGCAAUCCCAGGCUUAAAACAAUCCGGCAUCUCUUUAACUGAUCAAGUGAAACAGACCCACGAAAAGGCUCCUGCAAGCCAGAUUUACAGUAGUUUUUGGCGUAUCAGAGGCACUGCCCCACACUCCCCAAAAAGUGGGUGGAAAUGUCAGUGUGUCUUAUGCAGCAAAUGUUGCCGAAGCCCUGACCACAUCGGCCAGCUCCCAUCCUUCGGCCUCUGCCUCCCAGCAGUUUACCUCCUUGCAGCAAACAGCCUGGUCAGCUUCAGCACAGCCUGACUUAGCACGAGCAGCUGAUUGGUGGUUGGAUCUGCCUCCCGGAACACAACCGAUCAGCUGUUCCAGGCUGUGGGGAUCGGUACUGUUGCUGCCUUUCGCCGUUGUCACCUAUUGCCACCUCCGCGCGUACUAUUUUCGGCCCUUCGUGCAUCCCAUCUUUGGCCUCCGCAUGUCCCAUUUUCAGCCCGUUCCAGGUGCCGGGGAUAAGCGGUGGCGGCUGGAACGGGCCAAAAAUGGGACGCGCAGAGGCAAAAAACGGGGCGCGCAAAGGCUGAAAACAGGAUGCACAGAGGCUGAAAUUGAGGCCCACGGAGGUGUCGAUAGGUGACAGCGGGAACGGAUGCCGAUGGGUAACGUUGGUCCCUGCAGCUUGGAACAGCUGAUAGGCGGUAUUCUGGGAGACAGACCCAACCACCAAUCAGCUGCUCGUGGUAAAUCAGGCUGUUUCCUGCAAGGAGGAAAAUUGCUGGGAGGCAGAGGCAGAUUUUUUCCCCCCCUUGUUUUCUUCCCCAAAAGCUAGGUGCGUCUUAUACUUCGGAGCAUCUUAUAGUCUGAAAAAUACGGUAGUUGAUUUUAGGCUAAAAAGAGAGUUCCUUCCAUUGAUCCACAAGAAAGAGGCCCAUGAAAGGGCUCCUGCAAGCAGGGUAGAUUUGAUUUAAAUCGAGUCGAUUUAUAUCGCGAUUUAAAUCACUAGUAAAAAGGGCUUGAUUUAAAUCGACUUGAUUGUAAUCAUGAUUUUUAGAGAGCAACUUGCCGUCUCAGUCCCGCAUCGGCUCCUCCUCUGACUCACCGCUGUCGCCUCACCGACAAUCCCAAUAUCACAGAAUAUACAGCCUCCUGCUGUGUAACUUAAGCUCCAUUUCACGCUGAAUAAACUAAAAUACGAAUGUAUCUUAAAUAGAAAACGAUCUUGAGAUAGAUUCUUACUCCAAAAGCAUUUUAUUAAAAUAAAUUUGAUUAAAAAAAAACAAUUUAAAUUUUAAAAAUCUGAUUUUUUUAUUAAAAAAAUCAUCGAUUUUUAUUCACUCUGCAUUGCAAGCCAGGUUAGUUAAUUUGGGUAAAAAAAAAGAGAGCGUGAAAGCGGUUCAACAACGAUUCGGCGAUCCGAGAAUUUUUCCAUUUUCCUGAGCUUUCCAAUUGACUGGCAUGCCUCGAGGGACGACCACCAUCGAGCCCAAAAUGGGCGUUGCUAUGUGAGACAUAACGUUAAGUGAGUCCUGCCCCAUUUGAGUCCCAAAAUGUCGACUGAUAAGUUGAGACGUUUGUUAAGUGAGUCCUGCCCCAUUUUACGACUUCUUCUUGCCUUUGUCAAGAGAAUCACUUCAGUCGGGGGCAGUCAUCACUUAAACCAGGGGUCUGCAAUCUUAAACAAUCAAAGAGCCAUUUGGACCCGUUUCCCACAGAAAACAAAACACCGGGAGACACAAAACCUUCCGGUGCCUGACUAUUUCUUGAGUGACUACAAAACUAGCAUAUGUAGUUGAAUAGUUUUCUUGUAGUUUUCUUUGAUUUAUCUAUGAUUGGCCUACCGGAGGUUGAAAAGCUCAAUAAAUUGCGUGCUGGUGGGUGUCGCACAUUGUCGGUUGUGAUGCAUAUUUUGAGUGAUAGUGAGCCGUAGCAGAGGGGUUGAAAGAGUCACAUGCGGUUCCAGAGCUGCAGGUUGCUGAUCCUGACUUAAACCGUAUUACUAAUUUACGAACCGCAGCGAUUCACUUAAUAGCUGUGGCCUGAAAAGUCGUAAAAUGGGGCACAGCUCUUUUAACCAAUGUCUCGCUUAGCAACAGAAACGUUUGGCUCCCUCACGGCCGUUGAGGACUACUUACCCUGAUAAAACUCAAUUUUUUCAGAAACCUCUGAGAGUCAAAACAUUGUUUUUUUGACCUCAUCGGGUUCUUGAAUGAAAAGUCGAUUAAAGUUUCAAAUUAGCUUCAGAAUGUGAGAACCCAAAGCAAGAUAAUAAUAAUAAUAAAAAGAGUGCCAACGUCGUAGGGACGGACUUCGCCAAAAUUCAAAAGCCUUUUUUGGGAGAUGCCAAAGCCUCCAUUUUUUCACAUUUAAAAAAAAAAAAUCCCAUUUCUGUAGUUUUUAAAAGCUUAUUUUUAUUUUAUUUUUUAAAGAAAAAUAUACCUCCUUCAUUAACUUGUUUCCUUCUUCUCUUCACAGGGGCCGGGCCAGAGCGACCUCAUGGUAUUCCCCUUACUAAAAACAAAACAAAAAAAAAAGUGGUUUUUUAGGAAGGAGGAAAAAAAAAAGAAAAAAAAUGAAGAUUGUUACCAUGAUGGAAAUUUUUUUUUUAUAUAUAUAUAUAUAUACUGUUGGUGGGAGGAGGAUGUUUCUAACGCUGUGCAGAGAAAGAGGGUUGACGUAUACUGGAGGGAGGGGAGAAAGAAAGAAAAAAAAAAUAUUUGUGGGGCAGCCGAGCUGUUGUUAAAAAACACCUGGUAGUAUUGUUGAGAGAGAUUCCCUCUCCGCCCUUCCUUCCCUUUUUGCGGGUUUUUUUUUGGGGGGGGGAUUCUUCCUCUGUGUUUUUAGGAGGGGAGGCAAUGCCGGGGAGGGUGUCCUCAUCCCUUCCAAAAUUCUGUGAUUCUUUUGUUUCUCUUCUUCUGCUCCUUCGCUCCAUUGUGUGUCUUCGUAUGUCUGGCAUUUAUUUCCCUGCUUGGUUCCCGCUGCCUUUUCAUCGCUUUGCCUUGCCCUUCCUUCCUUCCUUCCACCCAGAUUAGCCAGGAAGAAGCUGGCAUUCAAGGCUUCGUCGCUACUUUUUUUCCAGACAUCCCUCGCCCGACCUAUGUUUCUGCCCGGGACAUCCUCAAAUGCCCCAUCCCAUUCUGGCUGGAGGUUGCAGAAGGAAUCCAUCCCUGCCUCUUACUCUCCAUCACCCUUUCGCUCCAAUCUUGGAAUUUUGUUCUGCACCCAAAUGUAUUGUUCUAAAAAAGACUGAUUCCUGUUUAAAAAAACAGGUUUCUUCCUCCUUCCUUCCUUCCUUCCUCCCU